AUGAUUCCAGAGCCCAGUAUCCAAGUGAGCAAUGACAAAUUUGUAAAUUGUGAGAACCCAAAAACUAUGCUUCAGUGUUGUGUUCAGAAGAGCUAUGAAGUGAAAUGGAGCAUUGACCCUGCAGCUUGCAUCCAACCUUCAGAAGUUCCACCAACAGGCUGCAUAGUAUGUGACUAUAAAAUAAACACACAGGAAUGUCAGAGUAACAAGAAUAUAUCAGUCACAUGUCAACUUAUUAAAAGUGAUUACAAGGCACAGAAAAUCACAAUAAAUAUACUUAAUGGAAAAUCGAAGUGUUCUGAUGCUGUAUUUGGACCCGGGAAUGUGGAAGACGUACAUGUUGGGGACUGUGAUGAAGGCAUGGUUGGUUAUCAAGAAGCUAAGUGUAACUCAACAGGACAGUGGCAAAUUACAUAUACCAACUGUGUCCUGCGAGUCAUUCAAAAUCUAAAAGAUCAAACUGGGCUCUUAACUAUCAUUGAACUCCCACAAUUUGUGGCUAAUCUCAGCAAUGCGACUGAAACAAAUGCUCGAAAUAUAACAUUGUCUUCAUCAACCAUAUUAACAAUUGCUGACAUUCUUAAAACCAUUGCCAAUAUCUCCCAAUCAUUGCGUGUCAAUGAAGUCAUUAUGACUGGUUUCCUAAAAACUGUGGAUGUCAUUGGGUCAGUAGAUGCACAGAAAGCAUGGAUUGAUUUAAAUAAAAACAGUACAACCAGUAAUGCCAGUUCUGAACUUCUGGCAUCCAUUGAAAGCAUCGCACGCAGCCUACCAGAUGAAGUCAUUAAGAUAAAAACCACCUCUGCUCAUCUUAAAAGAAAUAACAUCACUACUGCCCCAUUUUUUGAAGAAUUUGGUAAUAACUCAUCGACCCAUAUAAGCAUUCCAAUGAUUAGUCAACAGACUUUCAUAACCAUCAUAGUUUUUUCAGCACUUGACAAUGUCUUACCUGUUCGCACUGCGUACAAUGACAGUUCAGUUAACACCAGCAUCAAUGGAGACGUAGCUGUGAUUGAACCAAAGUCAUCAAUUAACAACAUAUCGUUUUCUUUUGCCAUCAAAAAUCAGACACUUGGAAACCCUCAGUGUGUCUUUUGGAACUUUAAUAUUCUGAAUGGUAGUGGUGGAUGGGACUGGACUGGAUGUCAGUUAAAGCUAUUAGGGAAUGAACCUGAAAGAUACACAUGUGAGUGCAAUCACACCACCUCUUUUUCAAUCCUGAUGUCACCAUUUACGCUGGAUAAAGUCCAAGCCAUAAUCUUAGACUAUAUAACCUACAUUGGUGUUGGCAUUUCAAUGGCUAGCUUGGUUUUGUGCCUCAUCAUUGAAAUCAUCAUAUGGAAAUCAGUGACACGAAAUGACACAUCCUACAUGCGCCAUGUCUCCAUAGUCAACAUCGCUGUCUCCCUCCUGAUUGCGAACAUUUGCUUCAUCAUUGGAGCAGCUGUUGUUAAACUAGAAGGUCCCUGCAGUACAGCGACGUUCUUCAUGCACUUCUUUUACCUUGCCCUUUUCUUCUGGAUGUUGUUGUCAGCACUUUUGCUCCUCUACCGCACCCUCAUGGUCUUUUCCAGAAUGACCAGAGGAGCAAUGAUGGCCAUAGGCUUCACUGUUGGCUAUGGAGCCCCGUUAAUCAUAGCUGUCGUUACUGUGGCAUCUACAGCUGGAGGCAAAGGAUACAUUCAACAAGGUUACAAUUGUUGGCUGAACUGGAAUAAAACAAAGGCUCUCCUGGCAUUUGUGAUUCCUGCUCUGACGAUUGUAGCUAUAAACCUCCUGGUGCUUAUUGUGGUUCUGUUUAAGAUGUUGAUGAGAGGAGUUAAUGCUUCUGUUCAGCCAGAUGAGAAACAUCCCCUAGCUGUCAUUGCUAGAUGUGUGGCGAUUUUAACACCUAUCUUUGGUCUAACGUGGGGAUUCGGCAUUGGGACCUUGGUGUCACCAAACUUUGGGAUUCACAUAGUUUUUGCAUUCCUUAAUUCACUGCAGGGUUUCUUCAUUUUGCUGUUUGGAACAUUACUGGACAGUAAAGUCCGAGAAGCACUGACAGGAAGGUUGGCUCUGAGGAACGUAAGCUCUAACCACACCAGGAGCACAAGUGCAGGAUCAGCACUCUCAAACAGUCUUAUUUUCAUUCAGGGGUUAUGGCGCAGAGAUGUGUACCGCGUAUCCGAAGCUGGCAUCUUUCCGACGUCUUCAAGUAACUCCUAUAAAGCUGUUUAGCUUAGUUAUCUAACAAACGUUUCAUCCGUAUAUAUAUUUAAAGAACUUCUUUAACACUAAUUAUAUAGUGAGCGAAGUCUUUAUUUUUCUUGGCAACCCCAACGCUAAUGAAACGAAUUUAACUACACUUUGUCGAUCAUUCACAACAAUAUUAUGAUGACGUAUUUUUUUCAAAGAGAAACGUGAAAAACGGUCCUUACUCGUGGUAUUGUACAUUUUCAAUAAAGAAUUCUUAAUAACUAUCUACUUAUGCAUUUCUGAGCCAUGGUCUGAGCAUGUGUGAACAAUUUUGUUCGUAUUUUGGAUGUGUUUAUUUUUCAGGUUAUGAAUCCUUGCUAGAUACUUUACAUUGUUGUAUCAUCAACCGCUAAGAUGUUCCACAUGAUCGUGUCUGCUAAAGAACUUGAUGUAAAUGACAGCUCGCACCUUAACACUUUUUCUUUUAAUAAUGAAACCAUGCAUAUUUACCUGCUAUUGAUACCCCAUCCAAUAUUUUGUCUUUGCAUUUUUUUUUCCGUUUGUACCUGUUUUGUGGUUUCAGCAUUAAAUGUCUCUCGUGUCACAUUUUUUUUAUUCCACACAAAUGUCUGUAUCUUCAAAGUAAAUGUUAAUAUCAAACCCAUUUCUGCUGUCUGUGAGUGCUUGUUC
Messenger RNA from Tachysurus fulvidraco (yellow catfish), 2868 nucleotides. RefSeq names its product adhesion G-protein coupled receptor F1-like. Gene Ontology annotation, biological process: cell surface receptor signaling pathway; G protein-coupled receptor signaling pathway. Lineage: Eukaryota; Metazoa; Chordata; Actinopteri; Siluriformes; Bagridae. Bases 1 to 2220 code for a protein of 739 amino acids. Gene Ontology annotation, molecular function: G protein-coupled receptor activity. The record is from RefSeq and is a predicted model, not a curated record. The transcript is spliced from 9 exons. Gene Ontology annotation, cellular component: membrane.